This is a messenger RNA of Sinocyclocheilus anshuiensis, 2347 nucleotides long. Its product is annotated as leishmanolysin-like peptidase. Lineage: Eukaryota; Metazoa; Chordata; Actinopteri; Cypriniformes; Cyprinidae. Gene Ontology annotation, molecular function: metalloendopeptidase activity. Gene Ontology annotation, biological process: proteolysis; cell adhesion. The annotation marks the transcript as partial. The transcript is spliced from 14 exons. The record is from RefSeq and is a predicted model, not a curated record. Gene Ontology annotation, cellular component: membrane; cytoplasm.
UUCAAGGACAAGCUCCUUCCACAGGCUAUUGAUUAUCUUCAGAAGGCCUUCAGGGUUCGUAGGCAGUCAGGUCCAAUAUUACUGAGCAGACAAUGCGCAACCAAUCAGUACCUUAGGAAAAGAGAUGAUCCACAUCGCUACUGUCAGGGACCGUGUGCAGACAUCACCAAGUGUGGCCCAGUUGUUGUCCCUGAACAACAUUUGCAGCAAUGCAGGGUUUGCAGUGAGUCUGGCAAGUCCUGCGGCCCCGCUGGUUCUCCUGAUGGUGAGGGGGUGGUGAGGGCUGAUUUUGUGUUGUACGUGAGUGCGAUGACCACAGAGCGUUGUGGACAAGAAAACAUCGUAGCCUAUGCAGCGUACUGCCAGCUGGAGUCUGAACUGGACAGGCCCAUCGCUGGAUAUGCCAAUCUGUGUCCCAAUAUGAUCUCUACUCAACCUCAGGAGUUUGAAGGGAUGCUGUCCACAGUCAAACACGAGAUCAUACAUGCCCUGGGUUUUUCUGCAGGACUCUUUGCGUUUUACCAUGAUGAUGAUGGGAAACCUUUGACACCACGUUCUGCAAGUGGUCUACCUGCAUACAAUGAAAGUUUAGGGUUAUAUCAAUGGAGUGAUAAAGUCAUCAAAAGAGCAACUCGGCUGUGGGACAUCCGUGGAGGCCACAUGGUCCGACACACGGUCCAUCUUCUGGCCACCCCACGUGUAGUUGAGGAAACCAGGAGACAUUUUAAUUGCCCCAUUCUAGAGGGCAUGGAACUGGAGAACCAGGGAGGUGCUGGCACCGAGUUCAACCACUGGGAAAAACGUCUGUUAGAGAAUGAAUCAAUAACUGGAUCUCAUACACAGAACAGAGUGUUUUCCAGAAUGACUUUGGCCAUAAUGGAGGAUACAGUGUGGUACAGAGCCAAUUAUAGUAUGGCGGAGAACUUGGAGUGGGGAAGAGGUUUGGGUUGCGACUUUGUAAUGAAAAGCUGUAAAUUCUGGAAAGACCAACAUCGCCAUACGAGGCCAACCCUGAGCCCGUACUGUGAUUCUGUGAGGAGCGCACCUCUACAGCUCACCUGCAGGCAGGACCAGCUGGCAGUGGCCGUGUGCAACCUGCAGAAGUUUCCUCAUGUGCUUCCUGCAGAGUAUCAGUAUUUUGACCAUAUCCCUGGUGUCCCUGAGGAAGAUUUGCCAGCAUAUGGAGGGGCUGUAGAGAUCGCAGACUACUGUCCUUUUAGCCAGGAGUUUAGUUGGCAUGUGGGUGGGGAAUACCAGCACAGCUCUUACUGCAGGAUACAGGAGAACCAGCCAGCCACAUGGAGAAACUAUGGGGCGGAACAGUAUGGCCCGGGGUCAGUGUGUCUGUACCAGAAGUCACCAUUUGUAAUGGAGCAGUGCACCAAAAGAAUGACCUACCCAGACUGGGGCAGUGGUUGCUAUAAGGUGUCUUGCACAGCCCAAGGGUUGUUGGUCUGGGUGCAGAAUGAGUCAUAUCCAUGUGUUCGUACUGGUCAGGUGAUCAACGUAAGCAUACGAAUGAAUGGAUGGGUCUACAGUGGACAGCUCAUCUGCCCAACCUGCUCUGACUUCUGCAGCGUCUGCCCCCUCCCUCAUGAGAUCUCCCCUCAAAACACCACCAAGAGUGCCCGCUUGGAUCCUUGUUCCAGGUCUUCUUGUUUGGUGGUGAACUUAUGGCAGCUCCUGUUAACUCUUACUCCACUGCUGAUCGGCUUCCUCCUUUGUGGCAGGGACUGAAUUUGUUCCCAGUUUAUUGGGUGAAUAUGGAUGCCUUGAUAUGCUACAGGCUUCCCUUGAGGUUUAGCUGCUGUGGAGAGCAAAACGGCGAUUAGUGUAGUCUGUGAUCUGAUAACUGUUCUCUCUGUGUGGAGGUGUGGACUGUAGGUGGGAUUGAAAAGCCAUUUGAUUGCACUCCUCCUUGCCUGGCUGUCAGGUGCCAGCGAGCUGUUGAUCCAAUGUGAAGCCAUAGUCAUGCAAGUUACGGUUGUGCAGGUGCUAAUUAAUGUUCUCUUUGUGUCUCUGAUGGACCUGUAGCAUUUUGGGUCAUGAAAUAGGCAUCUGUUUGAGAAUGUCGGGAGAUAUUCUCUCUGGUCUUCUGCUCAUGGUGCUUCUCUGUUGUUUCGUAAAAUUACUUGCUGGCAAUGUUUUGAUCAGUGUAUAUCAGGUCAUGUGACUGACGAUGCUUGUGAUUUUGCAUGGAGAAGUGCAGGUGAGAUCUCUGUUAAGGUUCGUGCAAGUGCUGAUUUUUUUUUGAUAAUUUAUAGAAAUUUGAAUGUUGCUGUUGUACAAGAUAAAUACUUCAGAAAGGGUUUAAACGUGUUUGAAUUUAUGGUAUUUAUUAAUACAC